GCUGUCAUUCAUCAAAUUGAUAUAUUUAAAUUACUAUGCCAUGGACAUCAACUUGCUUCAUGGCGAAGAGAAUUCCAAAAUGAAAUUUAUUCGUUGCAAUUCAAUUCUUGGAAUGAAAUAAGAACAUAUUGUAAUCUUGAAAAAAAUAACUAUGAAACAAUAGUCGAUAAUUCUAUUUCAAGCAUUAAUGAAAUUUCUUUGACAAGUAAUGAAUAUGAAACAAUGGAUAAUUCUGUGGAUAUAGUUGAACAAGAACAUAUGCGAUUAGGGAUUGGACCCGGAGAUUUUCUCAACGGGUCCAAUCUCUAUAUGCGAUUAUGUCAUGUUCUAAGCAAGGCGCAACGUAUUCUUGAUGAAUCAAAGGUUCUUCAUAAUCGGCAAAGGUUUCUUGAUAAUAUAGAAGAAAAAUUAACUCCUCUUGAAAAUUUAGUUGAAGAUGUUUUGCAGCAUGAAAGAAGACGUACAUUACCACGAACGUGGAAAGAUAACAAUAUAAAUACACAAUAUUAUGGUUAG
Molecule: messenger RNA, 516 nt
Organism: Ambispora leptoticha
Lineage: Eukaryota; Fungi; Glomeromycota; Glomeromycetes; Archaeosporales; Ambisporaceae
Source: the annotation of a GenBank genome assembly